Molecule: messenger RNA, 1403 nt
Organism: Ruditapes philippinarum (Manila clam)
Lineage: Eukaryota; Metazoa; Mollusca; Bivalvia; Venerida; Veneridae
Exons: 9
Coding region: 120-1100 (326 amino acids)
Source: RefSeq, a predicted model, not a curated record
CCACAUUCUCAGAAUAUUGGCACGUAAAAAACGUGCAAAUCCAGUAAAUCAUUUUCAUCACAAGAUUGCCCCAUGUUUGGACAUAUUUUAGAUUUGGAUUUAUCUUACAUCGACCAGCAAUGCUUCUCCAUCAUGUGUGUAUGUUGUUGGUUAUGUGUAACCUCGCACUGGCUGGUAUAAGUGCCCCCACUAAAACUCUCAAAUUUGAAUGCUACCCAAACAAUACUGUAAAGGUUGAAAACCCGGGCAAUUUUACAUAUGUACAUGCAAACAACAGUGUUACUGUAUGUAGUACCACGUGGUCUGCGGGCAAUGGUUCUGUGUACAUCGAUGGCUGCAGAAAGGAUGACGAUAUCAUAGUUUUCUUCAGUAAUUUGGAAUCUGAUUUUCUUAAUGUACUUGGAGGAAAAGAAAGAGAAGCAUACGCAAUCGACUGCAAGGAAAUCCCUUUAAUCGGUGUGAAUUUUACCGUCACUAAUGGCGUGCAUGUCGAGUUAGGCGAGCUAGAGCAGACGACUUAUGCAAACUUUGACCCGGAAUUAAACAUAACUUCCGGAAUUUAUAUCGACGCUCUUGGAAUAAGUACCAUCGACGUAGUGGAAACUGGUACACCGCUUUUCUGGCUGAUAAAAAUUAAAACUGAUAAUUACCGUAUUAGACCAGACAAUUGUUGGGCUUACGCUGGAAAGAACAUAAUAGAUACAGUUCCAAAGAAAAAGGUCUAUUCAAAAGGUUGCACGACAGACGAUCAACUUGUAAGUACAUUCUAUAAAAUUGGAACCGGUGCGGAGGGCAGGCGUGCAUUAAUUCACACGUUUAAGUUCUAUGGGUCAGAUUAUGUAACGUUUGUGUGUCAAGUUCGUGUAUGUCCCAUCAACAGUAUGCAGCUCUCAUUUUGCGAUUCACUUGAGUGUGACACAGGAAGAAAAAAAAGAAAUACCCACCAAGCAUUGGUUGACACUAAAGAGGUGACAGUUAGCCGAACAAUACGAAUUGUUGAUAACUCCAAUAGUUCUACUCUAAGUGGUGUACCAGAUUUAUUGUUGAUUGUGUUAUCCAGCAUUGUUUGUUUCUUAAACUAUAACAAAAGAAGAUGGUGACCAUGAAGUCCUAUAAUAAUGUAACAAACGUUAUUUGUGUCACAUAUAACAUUAACACAGUAGUUUAUGUCACAAUUAUUAAGGAUGCAUGUUGUUUAUGUCACAUUUAUUAAAGAUACAUGUUUUAUGUCACAUCAGAAGUUUUGUUAACGAAUGUUUGUUGUUUGUUUGUUUGAAUGAACUUGUUUGUUUGGAGGGAGGGACUUGUUAAGAUAUAUUUAACCUGACAAUACAGCAAGAUUGUUCAUGGAAUGCCCAAGACGCUAUUCAUACAUUUCUUAAAAUAAACGAAUAUAAUUCUAA